Molecule: messenger RNA, 1298 nt
Organism: Penicilliopsis zonata CBS 506.65
Lineage: Eukaryota; Fungi; Ascomycota; Eurotiomycetes; Eurotiales; Aspergillaceae
Exons: 2
Coding region: 48-929 (293 amino acids)
Source: RefSeq, a predicted model, not a curated record
CUUCUGAUUGUAUUAUACUGUUUAACUUGUGCUUAAGGCUUGUCACUAUGCCUGAUGCCUGGCCAGAUCUUCCAACCUUGAACAAUGCUUCUCUUAACAAGAAUGCAGCCGCCCAUCUACGCUCAUACUGUGAUCAAGCUGCUGUCUUAUUCGGAGCGGCGGGCCAGUCUAUAGGGUCUCCUACCAAUUAUGUCCAAUUUCUGGCAAAGAUGGUCGAACUAUUUCUUUGCGAAGUUGAUAUAGAUCCUGAAGAGAUACCAACUGAACAAGCUCCUAAUCAAACCACCCUCGAAAUGAUCAAAGACAACGCACCAGCUAAGUGCACAGACGGACGGGUAGAAAAGUGGAUGAACGGGGUCAUGGACCCCGAACCAGAGCCUUCCCCCGGCAGUGCACCUUUAUCACUGCCUUCUCCACUCGAAUCCUCUCCUCCAGUGUGUGAGGAAGGGCUAUCGAUAACUCGACUCUUGAUCCGCUGGGAGGGCAUUCCGUGCCCUUACCGCAAGUGGCUGGAGAUAGAUAUAUCUCAAGAGCUGAUGGAACUUCUUGAACAUGAAAUGAAUGAAAAAUUGCCGGGAAUGGUGUUGCGCAGGAUAGGGACUGAUCAUCUGGAACAUGGCGACCUGGAAAUCUGGAUGGGAACAGGGCCGAUGUGUGAACGACUCGUAUAUAAUUCCGAAAAAUGGCUCCCGUCGUUAUUCCAUGGCGACAAGGCCCGAAUUGUGACCACGAAAAAGACCUUCCGGCUUGCUGCUAGUGUGUCAGCACAAGCAAAAGACCCCAAGGCAGAUCCAAAUAAAUCCACGAGCCAGAAGAAGAGAUCUAAUCGUCAAAAGAACCAGAGGGCCCGAGUACGGAGAGCCAAGAAACAGAAGACCCGGUUGGCUCAACAUGCUUUGAAUCAAGGAACUCAGGCAUGUCAGACAUGACUUUUGAUGUUGUCUUCGUCUUCUACCGACUUAAUGAGGCUCUGCGCCAGCCUUACACUCCGACAUAAACACACGACCGACUCUACCACCAAUUCGUCAUUAUCCGGUAUCAAGCCACGGCUAGACCCGCCAGGACCUUCUAUGUCCAUCUAAACAGAUCUCUGUAUGCUAUUAAAUAUCGAAUAAUCUGCGAGGUUGAUACCCUGGGGUUGUAAUACGUCCCACUUCGAAAUCAGGAACGGGACAUCUGACUAUUUCUACAAGACGAACCUGAAAAAAACAAUGGUAUCAAUUUCCUCAUACACGAGAAACGGCGCAAAAAAAACCUUGAAAGGGCACAUAAAACCGAAAUAUGCCAAAGAGACAACG